AUGCUUUCAAUGGAUGUUGUUUCACUUUUGUUUCAUACAACUAAGAUGCAAACUAUUUCGGUUCUCGCCAUUCUUGCACUCGCUUUCAGCUGUACAUUAGCUUAUGAUGUUACAUUUAGUCAACAUUGGAAAUUAUGGAAAGGACUUCACAAGAAACACUACUCCGAUGCUGAGGAACAUGUUCGUCGUGCUAUAUGGGAAAGUAACUUGAAGAAAGUUCGAGAACAUAACCUCCAAGCUGAUCUUGGCGUACAUACAUAUUGGCUCGGAAUGAACAAAUUUGCCGAUAUGACCGUCGGUGAAUUCGCUAAAAAAAUGAAUGGUUACAAUAUGACCAUGCGAGAACAACGCACUCAAAGCCAUCGCACAUUUACAGUCAAUCCAGGUUUUCAAUUACCAGAUACCGUUGACUGGCGUACAGAAGGUUAUGUUACUGAUGUUAAAGAUCAAGCUCAAUGUGGUUCAUGCUGGGCUUUCUCAGCAACUGGUUCACUUGAAGGUCAACACUUCAAAGCAACUGGAAAACUUGUUUCACUUUCUGAACAAAACUUAGUUGACUGUUCAACUGCACAAGGUAACAUGGGUUGCAAUGGUGGCUUAAUGGACCAAGCUUUCGAAUAUAUCAAAGUAAACAAUGGUGUUGAUACCGAAGAUUCAUAUCCAUAUGAAGCUAUGGAUGAUCAAUGCCGAUUCAAAAAAGAAAAUGUUGGUGCUACAGAUACUGGCUAUACUGAUGUUCAAUCAAAAGAUGAAAGUGCUCUUCAAACAGCUGUUGCUACUGUCGGACCAAUCUCAGUUGCCAUUGAUGCUAGUCAUUCAUCAUUUCAAUUAUAUAAACACGGCAUUUACAAUGAACCAUUCUGCUCACAAACACGACUUGAUCAUGGUGUCUUAGCUAUUGGUUAUGGCACAGACUCUGGCAAAGCUUACUGGCUCGUUAAAAACAGCUGGGGUGUAAGUUGGGGUGAUCAAGGUUAUAUCAAGAUGACACGUAACAAACGCAACCAAUGCGGUAUUGCCACAGCUGCAAGUUAUCCAACUGUUUAA
This is a messenger RNA of Rotaria sordida, 1047 nucleotides long. The record is from the annotation of a GenBank genome assembly. NCBI's taxonomy places the organism in Eukaryota, Metazoa, Rotifera, Eurotatoria, Philodinida, Philodinidae.